Messenger RNA from Ilex paraguariensis (yerba mate), 2028 nucleotides. The record is from the annotation of a GenBank genome assembly. Lineage: Eukaryota; Viridiplantae; Streptophyta; Magnoliopsida; Aquifoliales; Aquifoliaceae.
AUGCUUGCAAACAAUUCGUUGACUGGCGAAAUCCCUCCAGAGCUGGGGAAUUGUAGUAGCUUGUUGUGGUUAAAUCUUGAAAACAACCUACUUUCCGGGCCAAUUCCACCUACGUUGACAAACAUUGGCGUGAACGCAACACAAACGUUCCUCUUCAAUCGGAAUAAUGAGAUGACUGCCGGUUCAGGGGAGUGCUUGACAAUGAAGAGGUGGAUACCUGCUGAUUACCCUCCUUUUAGUUUUGUGUAUACAAUCCUUACAAGGAAGAGUUGUAAAAGCCUAUGGGACCGGUUACUCAAAGGCUAUGGCCUAUUUCCGGUGUGUAUCCCCGGCACAAAUAUUCGAACGUUUCAGGUGUCAGGUUAUGUUCAACUUUGCAGUAAUCAGAUGUCAGAUGAAGAAUUUCAGCAUGCUCACUUGGGUAUCAAUGGCUUCAAUGGUACACUUCCGCCGGGAAUUGAACUAAUGCCACUUGUAGUCCUAAACCUUACCCACAACAAGUUUUCUGGUGAAUUGCCAAUGGGAAUUGGCACCAUAAAGUGUUUGCAAAACCUCGAUUUGUCAUAUAACAAUUUUUCUGGUGCAUUCCCUACUAGCUUGAAUAACUUGGGUGAUCUGAACAAGUUCAACAUUUCUUACAAUCCGUAUGUCUCUGGCGUAAUACCAUCAACAGGGCAGCUGUCCACAUUUGAAAAAUGGUCAUUCCUUGGUGAUCCACUAUUGCGCCUUCCAUCUUUCAUAGACAACACCACAGGUAAUCAGCCGGCAAACAAGAAAGAGAAAUCAGACAAGCCCCCAAAACUCGGUGCAUUUUUGGUUUUCUUUGCUCUAUUACUUGCUUUCUUGGUAUGUGGAGCCAUGACACUCGUAGUCUGCCUUGUGAUGAAAAGCCCCGUAGAGAUACCAGGAUAUCUCUUGGAGGAAACAAAGGGCCUGAAAGACUUUGCGUCAAGCUCAGGUGCAUCCUCACCAUGGUUGUCAGACACCAUUAAAGUCAUCCGAUUGGACAAAACAGCAUUCACACAUGCUGACAUCUUGAAUGCUACAGGGAACUUUUUGGAAGAUAGAAUUAUCGGGAGGGGAGGAUCUGGAACAGUAUAUCGAGGGUUAUUGCCUGAUGGGAGAGAAGUAGCAGUGAAGAAGCUGCAAAGAGAGGGUGUAGAGGGGGAAAGAGAGUUUCGAGCUGAAAUGGAAGUUCUAAGUGGCAAUGGCUUUGGUUGGCCACAUCCAAACCUUGUAACACUCUACGGAUGGUGCCUUGAUGGGUCAGAGAAAUUGUUGGUUUACGAGUACAUGGAAGGGGGGAGCUUAGAGGAUUUGGUUUCAGAUCGAACACGACUCACAUGGAGGAGGCGUAUUGAUGUAGCAGUAGAUGUAGCCCGUGCCUUGGUCUUCUUACACCAUGAAUGCUUCCCUGCUAUUGUGCAUAGAGAUGUCAAGGCUAGCAAUGUCCUUCUUGAUAAGAGCGGGAAGGCACGUGUUACAGAUUUUGGUCUUGCUAGAGUUGUUGAUGCUGGAGGUAGUCACGUGAGCACAAUGGUUGCUGGAACAGUUGGUUAUGUUGCUCCAGAAUAUGGACAGACAUGGCAAGCCACUACAAAAGGUGAUGUGUACAGCUAUGGGGUGCUAGCCAUGGAGCUAGCAACUGGGAGGCGAGCUGUAGAUGGAGGAGAGGAGUGUCUAGUUGAAUGGGCCAGAAGGGUCAUAGGAGAUGGACGAUAUGGAUAUAAUCGAGCCAUAAUACCUGUGGCACUUUUGGUUUCUGGGCUAGCAGAGGGGGCAGAGCAGAUGUGUGAAUUACUUCGGAUUGGAAUAAGGUGUACAGCAGAGGCACCCCAGAGUAGACCAAACAUGAAGGAGGUGCUGGAUUUGUUGAUUCGGAUUUCUGGAAGGCAAAGGGUUUCGGGUUACAGCUCUUCUCCUCCCUCAUCAUAAUGGAGGUCUGGAAUCAGGAAUGAAGAAGUGUCCAUAUAAAUAUUUCAUAAAGUCUACUUUAGCACACACACUUAGACAUCUUUCUGUGAUUCU